This is a messenger RNA of Oncorhynchus kisutch (coho salmon), 967 nucleotides long. RefSeq names its product adhesion G protein-coupled receptor L3-like. The transcript has 5 exons. The annotation marks the transcript as partial. Gene Ontology annotation, cellular component: membrane. Gene Ontology annotation, biological process: adenylate cyclase-activating G protein-coupled receptor signaling pathway. Lineage: Eukaryota; Metazoa; Chordata; Actinopteri; Salmoniformes; Salmonidae. Gene Ontology annotation, molecular function: G protein-coupled receptor activity. The record is from RefSeq and is a predicted model, not a curated record.
AAUUCCUUCCUUCCUCCACCACAACAGUUCCUUCUUCUCUUGUUUCUCUAAUUGUAUCAUCUCUCUCUCAUCUCUCUCUUUCUCUCUCCGUCCAGACUUGGUUCCUCCAGUCAUCCAUGGGCCUCCCAAAGUCCCCUCCUCCUCUUCCUCCACCAGUCGGACCACGACCACCCGGUCUCCUCCCUACUAUACCACGGCUCGACCAAUCCUCACCACCUUCCCCGGUCAGCGUUCCCGGACAACCACGACCGCGCGGAACCCUGCCGGUGGUGGCGUGGUCGUCCCCGGCGAUAACCAGAUCCCAGAGAUCGUUAACCCCGGUAACGGGCGGUCGGUUCCAGCCAUGGGUGUUCCCCCUCUGCCUCCCCAGCCCCCGGUCAUACCCCCCCAGGACCACUGCUCCCCCAGGGUGACAGCUGAAGUGUCCUGGCCCAGAACCCAGCAGGGACAGAUGGCCAAGCAGCCCUGUCCUGUAGGGACACUAGGCGUAGCUACAUACGUGUGUGUUGCUCAGCAGGGCUACUGGGAUCCCCAAGGCCCCGACAUCAGCAACUGCACGUCUCCCUGGGUCAACCACAUCAUGCAGAAAUUGCGUAGCGGCGAGACGGCAGCCGUGGUUGCCAGGGAGCUGGCCGAGCAGACUAAAGGGUUGUUGCGUCCCGGUGACGUCCCCUCUACGGUGAGGGCCAUGGCCCAGCUGGUUGACCUGCUGGAUGUUCAGCUCAGAAACCUAACCCCCGGGGGCAAGGACAGCGCCGCACGCAGCCUCAACAAGGCCAUGGUUGAGACGGUGAACAACUUGCUCCAGCCCAGGGCCCAGGCAGCGUGGAGACAGUUGCCCACGGGGGAGCAGCUUCGCUGGGCUACCACCCUGCUGGACACGGUGGAGGCUGGAGCUUUCAUGCUGGCUGAUAACCUGCUGAAGACGGACACUGUGGAGGAGAUCACCGACAACAUCCGUGAGUAG